Messenger RNA from Manduca sexta (tobacco hornworm), 2364 nucleotides. It is a transcript of the gene NUCB1, whose product is annotated as nucleobindin-2. Lineage: Eukaryota; Metazoa; Arthropoda; Insecta; Lepidoptera; Sphingidae. The transcript has 10 exons. Gene Ontology annotation, molecular function: calcium ion binding. Bases 433 to 2175 code for a protein of 580 amino acids. The record is from RefSeq and is a predicted model, not a curated record. Gene Ontology annotation, cellular component: endoplasmic reticulum-Golgi intermediate compartment; extracellular exosome.
CAAACACAUUAUUUCAUAUUCUCCUUCUCAGCAGAAGUACUUUGUUGGUUGCCAGUAGACCGAUGAGGUUAUUGAGUAUAUAAUAAAUAAUAAUUUCUAAUGGUCUAUAUUCGAAUGAUCAACUAGCGAAACCCAAAGUAGCAUCACUAGCAAAAAGGGAUAGUUGAUAGGUAUGAAUUGAGAUCUGAAGGUUGCUUGUCAUUGGUCUGAUGAAGGUGAUUGGCAAAGAGAAUUAUUAGUCUGUAGUGUCUAUACUAUACUAUCUUACUUACCAAAGAGCAUUACAGUUACUUUAUGAGAAUUAGUGAUUGGGACACGUCAAUAAAUCAUUUUAAAAUUGUUGUUUUAUAAUAAGUACUUAGUUACGAUAGUGGAUAUAUAUCGGCAGCGUUUCCUAUGAAACUUUCAUUAUAGAAUUUUUUAUUUGUGACAAUGGCCACAAUGAGGCUGGUACUAAGUUUACUUUGUAUGGCGCUAAUUCUUCACUGCUCAUAUGCGCCGCCAGUAUCUCCAGACAAAGGGAACGAACAUGACAGUGAAGUCAAGGAUGACUUGGAAGACUAUAUGGAGUAUCAUAGAUACUUGAAAGAAGUAGUCCAAGCGCUGGAAAGUGAUCCUGACUUUAGAGAGAGGCUCGAAAAGGCAGACGAGGAAGAUGUCAGGACAGGCAAAAUUGCCGAACAACUUGACUUCGUUAACCACAACAUUCGUACUAAAUUAGAUGAGAUUAAACGUCGAGAAUUGGAUAGACUCCGUCAUUUGGCAACCAAGCAAUUCGAACUGACCAAUGACUUGGAUACUAAUAUGGGUAAAGUGCCAUCAAAUGAACAUUUGGAUCAUGCCAAUCCCCACACUUUUGAGAUUGAAGAUCUUAAGAAACUCAUCAAAAAGACUACUGCUGACCUAGAGGCUGCUGACAAGAAGCGUAAAGAAGAAUUUAAGGAAUACGAGAUGCAAAAAGAAUUUGAGAAGCAUCAGAAAAUUGAAGCCAUGAACGAAACAGAGAAGAAAGAAUACAUGGACAAAGUUAAGCAAGAGGAGGAAGCUAAGAAACAUCACCAGCCUCUUCACCACCCCGUGACCAGAGAACAAUUGUUAGAAAUAUGGAAAAAAGGUGACAAUAUGGAUACCAAAGAUUUCGACCCAAAGGUGUUUUUCAUGUUGCAUGACGUGGACGGAAACGGUGUAUGGGAUGCAGACGAAGUAAAGGCGCUAUUUAUCAAGGAGUUGGACAAGCUGUACACUCCUGGAGGCCCAAACAAGGACCUCCACGAGAGGGCAGAGGAGAUGGAAAGGAUGCGAGAGCACGUCUUCAAAGAGAACGAUAAGAACCGCGAUGGUCUCAUCGAUUUCAACGAGUUCAUGAUGGAGACGCAGCGCGCUGACUUCAACCAGGAUGAAGGUUGGAAGCCCAUUGAAGAGAAUCAGAUUUAUACUCAGGCGGAAUACCAAGAGUUUGAGAGGAGAAGGCUGGAGGAGCUGAGAUACUUGCAGCAACGUGGCUUGGUCGACGCCCAAGGCCACCCGAUUCCUGGUGCGCAACACCAAAUUCACCAAGCCCUUCAGCAAUUCCAAGCAUACCAACAUCAGCAACAACAACAAGCUCACCACCAGCAAUUCCAACAAGGAUCCCAAUAUCCAGGUCAACAACAAUACUAUCCUCAAGGACAAAUGCCGCAGGGGUACCAACAGCCCCCGCAACAAGGAUACCAACAACCUCCUCAGUAUCAACAGUAUCAGCCUCCUCAGGGUCAACAGCAACAAGGCCAAUUCCAAGGACAACAACCUCCUCAAGGUCAACAGCCUCCUCAGGGACAAUACCAGGGUCAACAACCUCCUCAAGGACAAUUCCAAUCUCAGCAACCGCCUCAGGGACAAUACCAGGGUCAACAACCACCUCAGGGCCAGUACCAGGGUCAACAACCGACUCAGGGACAAUUCCAAGCUCAGCCGUCCCAAGGACAAGGUCAACAACCCUCUCAGGGCCAAUAUCAAGGACAGCAACCUCCAGUUCAGCAACAGCAACCACAGCAGGCCGUAAAUCAAGCUCAAGUUCCUCCCGUACAGAAUCCGGAGCCAAUUAAUAACGCCCCACAAGGACAAAACCUUCAGCAGGGUCAAGCUGGUCUAUCCCCACCUGGACUUGGACAAAACCAAGCGCACCCAACUAGUUAAGCAUUUGGCUUAUAUAAGCAUUAGCUUUUAAAUUAUAAUGUAUACCCUUUAACUCUAUACAGGUGCCAAAUUCAUCUCAAGCUUUUUUUAUUCUUCUAAAUGUACUGCAAAUUUUAAUUUAUUGUAGUAUAUCAAAUUUAUGUAGACGUGUAGGAGAUACAUAAUAAACGUAAUUUCAGGACUCACUAA